GAUGACCCAAGUUUUAUUUAUUCAUUUUUUUUUGUCUUCUCUGUGUCUCUUUCCUGCUCCAAACAGCUUAUAUAUGUCCUAGAUUGGUCACUCAAUGUCCCAGGCUGAGCUGCAUUCAUGUCUGGUCAGCUGUGCUUUCCCAACUACAAACCCCGCUGAGUGAUUCAACAUUUAAAAAAGCAUUUUAAAGAUUCUUUCUUGAUGUGAAUGAAAGGGAAGCUUUUCAUUUUGUAGUGUCUGGAGGAGUUAGCACUGACUUGUGAAAACAGGACUGUUCUGCGGUAAAGGGUGGGCGUCAGGGCUGCCCCCCUGCUAUGGUCAUAUCUCUGCAGGGUGGCUAGUGAUUGGCCAGCACUAGGAGACAGGUCUUGACAGGUGUUUUGGAAGAGGUGCACCUGUUUGGCCAUGUCCUUGUUUAGUGAUCCGUUUACUGGAAGCUGUCGAGAGCGUCUGUGAGGCACCCGAAACACGCCAAGUCAUCUGAGUAAAGCAUUACAUCCAUGCUUUUCUCUAGACUUCAACACCUUCCAGAUGACUUUUAAAAGAUAAUAUAUAAAGUAUUGACUCGCUUUAUGUAUUAUAGAACAGGUCUAAGUUCUGUCUGCCCUUGAGUGCUGCCGUUUGGUCGCUGCUCACUCACAGCUCGACUACAACACCUCCCUAAAUGGCUCGAGCCAAUGGGUGCGGCGUGCUGAAGGCUGGCCAGGCUUCUUGUGAAAGCAGAGCAGCCCUGCCCGUCUCACUUAGCCAUGCCCAACCAGUCCAACCAAGAUAUUCCCAUAAUGAGCAGGUCGGAGGCCUAAAUUUGCAGGUUGAGAUCAGAUCUGUGGCUCGGCGGUGGUGAAAGUGCAUAGUUUUAACCCAAGUAAACACAGGCCUUUCAGGACCCUAACUAAAGAGGGUUGUUAUAGUAAACAGGAAAUGAACCAGCAAGGCGUUUUCUUAGAAUGAGAAGAAUGCCUCUGCUCUGUACCACACCAAACAGUAAUGCAUCUGUGGUACAGCAAUGGUCAUUCAUUAUCCAGAGGGCUUCUCUCUUUCUCUUGCUCCCCUCUGGGCAUUGUGGACAAUUAUGUGGGUGUUUUUCUGAACUUCCUUUCUGUGUGCACCAUGCAUAUUAAGAUUGUUUAUCGUGCCUCAGAAUGCGCUCUCGUAAAAAAAAAAAAAUAAAUAAAAUAAAAUAUGAAUGCUCACGAACAAGUGGGGACAAAAUGAGCAGUUAGACAUUUAGCAUCAUCUGCUCUUAACGAGGAUUCGUGCAGGAGUUUAAUGUGCACGUUUUAGGAAAUGCAGCUCAAACUGAGGUUGUGGUGAGGCGUGCUGGGUUAGCCGCAUUGUCUUCAUCAACCUUAGCGUACUGUCACAUUGCUGUCAGAGGAUGCAGCAGCUGUAGAAGUACCCCCACUCUUCCCUCUGCUUCCCACACAUGCAUACAGCAUGCAGACAUCGCACAUGUGCACCACAUGGUCCCCGCUUCGUACAGUUUCUCUUUCUCUAUUGGUCGCACACACACAGACACAACUUCCACUCUGCAGGAUGACGAGGACCAGAAACACCAGACUAGGGUCUCAUUAAUGUGUGUCGGUUCCUCUUCUCCGGCUCACACUCUGACCCCCCCGCAUCCACAGGAGUCAGUGACCUUCCUGUAGAAACGAGGCCUCCGAGGCGACCCACAGACAGGGCAGGGCGCUGCUGUGGACCUGCAGCUGCCUGAUAGAGGAGUCUUGAGAGCCACACAUAAAUCAUGUUUUGAUGUACACUUCCUUGAUAUCACAAGCUGUCACAUGCUGUCAGCAAGUCUUGUUAACACUGCUUUUCAGAGCUGUAAUGAGGAGCAGAGAACAGCCUGUAGAAAGAGGGAGUAAAGAAGUCCAGGAUUGGGGCAUUUUAGUUUAGUUUCUUCCCCCCUUAAAGUUAGGAAAGACUUAUUGAAAUACCAAGCUUUUUGUUUCUAUGACAUGCUAAUCAGAUACUAAAACCUGAGUCCUCCAUCCUCAAGAUGAACGGCUCAUAACUGAAAUGUAAUGAAAAGUAUACACAAAUAAAAUAAAUUUGUCUAAUACGUAAAGAUGUUCGAUAAGAAAAAGGAGGAAGACAAGAUUAAUUGUACCGAUGUUUUAGGUGCAAGUUUAGAUGUGAAGAGGAGCAACAUCAAAGUGCAGAAAACUAAAAUUAACCAAUCACCGUGUGCAACCUUUAAAAUUAAUUUUACUGAAGGUUCUGUGCUGGUGGGCUGUUGCACGUGUCUUAGACAGCUUGCUACAUUUCUUCUGUGGUUUCAGGCUAAGUCUGCAUCCUCAUGCAAUCCCUGACUGGCUCUGUAAUGUUGAUAAGGCCUCUGUGGGUGUCACACCAUCUGUUGCAGCACUUGUGUGCUUCAUGACUCUCACUAAAUUGAGAAACAAGGGCCAUAAUGACUGUGCUAGUCCUGAUCCCGAUGACUGUUUUGGGCACAGCCCCCUCAUGGAUGACCAUUACGGCAAACUAGGCGAAGACAGUGAUUUAAUGUACAAGCGCUGCGGUGCGCUAAACAAGAAAGAGCACAGAGGUUGUGAUAGCCCGGACCCCGAUGCCUCAUAUGUCCUCACUCCUCACACAGAAGAAAAGUAUAAAAAAAUUAAUGAGGAGUUUGAUAAUAUGAUGAGAAAUCAUAAAAUCCCCACAGCAUUGCCUCAGCAGAACUUCUCCAUGCAUGUGGCAGUGCCAGUCUCCAAUCCGAAUGCCAUGUACCAGGCGGGAGGGAAUCUGAGCAGCCAGGCCCUGGCAGCGGCCACAGGCUCACUGAGUGAGAGUGGGAUGCUGUCCCCUCCGCAGGCCUCUCUGCACAGGAAUGUUGGCUCUGGUGGAGGCUCUCAGAGGCCCACAAGUGCAGGCAGUGCAGGGAACGGUUUUGUUAACCCCAGGGGCUCGCCGGGCCUCCUCAGCACAGCCAGCGGCAACGGCCUGGGUAAAGUCAUGCCUACCAAGUCUCCACCGCCUCCUGGAGGGAACAUGGGAAUGGGAACCCGCAAACCAGACCUAAGGGUUGUUAUCCCUCCAUCAAGCAAAGGGAUGAUGCCCCCACUGUCGGAGGAGGAAGAAAUGGAUUUGAACACCCAGAGGAUAAACAGCUCCCAGUCCAACCAGCCGCUCGCCACUCCUGUUGUGUCUGUUACCACCCCCAGCUUGCCCCCUCAGGGCUUGGUCUACUCAGGCAUGCCCACCUCCUACAAUCCUGCUGACUACUCGCUGAGCAGCGCAGAGAUCUCCUCCCUACAGGGCUUCAGCUCUCCCGGGCUCUCGCUGGGCUCCAUGUCGGCAUGGCAACAGCAUCAACUGGGCCAGGCAGCUCUUAAUUCUUUGGUCGGUGGAGGUCACCUACCUCAGGGCUCCAACCUAUCCAUCAGCACCAGCCAGAACAUAAACAUCAAGUCUGAACCCAUCUCACCACCCCGGGAGCGCGUCACCCCGUCUGGCUUCCCACCGCAUCAGCCGCAGCAAGGGUCCAGCCGACAGGAGGUUCUGGGACGAUCGCCCGCCGACAGCCUCAGCUCGUCUUGUAGCUCAUACGACGGCAGCGACCGCGAGGACCACCGGCCAGACUUCCACUCCCCGCUAGGACUCGGAAGACCCCCUGCCGGUGCUGAAGACAGGGAGAGCCCAUCGGUCAAGCGCUUGCGCAUGGACACGUGGGUGACAUAAGGAGGCCCGGUCCAGUCUUCAGUCACCAGCCAGACAGAGAGAAGGAGGGAUUUAAAAAAAAAACAAGGAAUAAAAGGUCCUUAGAGCUGUCAAUAUUAUACAAUUAUUCAACCCACUUCAGUUUUUAAGACUGAAUCAUAACAUUAUCAGGUGUCAGACAUAUCUAAGUAAAUUCUCAUUCAGUAAGUUUUAAAAAAAGCAUAAAAAUCAGUAAGCUGGACUGAAUUUGUGCACAAGCAGGUGAUAUCAGGUACUUGGUGCAAUUCAGGUGGCGUUAAACUAUAAGACGGUAGAUUAUUGUAGUCGCACGUCUGCUCAGACACUUACAUGUAGUUGCUGUUUUUGCUGUCGUGCUUGCAAGUUUGCAAACAAUCAGAGAAAAAAAUGUUUUGCUUUCAGGCUAAGACAACUCUAUAAUUACUUUACACAGAUAUCCACUGCUGGAACUAUCUUUGAAACGAUGCUGUAACCACACAAAACCUUUUAUUUUUUUUUUGUCUGACGAGGCCUCUUUUUAAUUUAUUCGAGACUUUCACUCAAGAGACACAAAGCACAAAGAGUCCAGCAACUUUAAUAUGACACACAUAAAACACAUGAAACAAUAAUGUGGGAGG
Molecule: messenger RNA, 4295 nt
Organism: Austrofundulus limnaeus
Lineage: Eukaryota; Metazoa; Chordata; Actinopteri; Cyprinodontiformes; Rivulidae
Gene: mef2aa
Product: myocyte enhancer factor 2aa
Exons: 9
Coding region: 2380-3681 (433 amino acids)
Biological process (GO): cell differentiation; positive regulation of transcription by RNA polymerase II
Molecular function (GO): protein dimerization activity; DNA-binding transcription factor activity, RNA polymerase II-specific; RNA polymerase II cis-regulatory region sequence-specific DNA binding
Source: RefSeq, a predicted model, not a curated record